Gadus macrocephalus (Pacific cod) is the source of this 1279-nucleotide messenger RNA. RefSeq names its product MARVEL domain containing 1 (gene marveld1). Gene Ontology annotation, molecular function: structural constituent of myelin sheath. The record is from RefSeq and is a predicted model, not a curated record. Gene Ontology annotation, cellular component: membrane. Bases 289 to 789 code for a protein of 166 amino acids. The transcript has a single exon. Gene Ontology annotation, biological process: myelination. Lineage: Eukaryota; Metazoa; Chordata; Actinopteri; Gadiformes; Gadidae.
GACAGAGGAAACGGAAAAGACGAAACAUAAGACAUUAAAAAAGGCCGGAGCCGAGGAAAGAACAGAGAGUCUUUUUAAAACCAACCCCCUUUUCUUGUCUCUUCUUCAAAGCAACUGGGACGUUUCAUUAUUUUCUGAUCCACGGUUUCUUUGCCCUUUCCCCCAGCUGUUGGCAGCUGGCAGGAAGAACCCGCCCUGCUUGAAAAACAAAACGAGAGCGGUCGGAAGAGAGCAAGAGAGAGAAAGAGACAGAGAGAGAGAGAGACUGAGAGAGAGGGAGAGAGAGAGAUGCCACCACAAGCAACUCCCCAGCCCGAGGUGAGGAAGAACAUUGUGGGCUUCCUGAAGAGUUUUCUGGGCAUCAUCCGGAUCCUCCAGAUCAUCUUCGGGGCCGGGCUGUGGGUCACCAUCGCCGCGAACAAAUACGAGGGCUCGAUCCACUUUGUCCUGUUCGUGGCUGUGCUCUUCUGGCUGCUGACCCUCGCCCUUUUCUUCCUCACUCUCCUGAACAAGCAGGACCUUGUUCCCAUCCUCGGCGGAGACCACUGGUUGCUGAGUAACCUGUUGCACGACGUUGCAGCCGCCGUGCUCUACUUGCCUGCGAUUGGAGUGAUGAUUCACAAGACUGAUAAAUACUCCUACUGCAACCUUUCCGAGUACAAGUACCCCUGCGUCUACAAGGUCUAUUUCACGGCCGCCGUGUUCGCGUGCCUGUGCGCCGUGGUGUACCUGCUUUCGGCUAUCUUUAACGGUUGCAGAAAGUGUCGCGGUGAAAAAACAGUUUUUUGAGGAUUUGUGACGUCGUAAAAGUAGCAGUGAGUGGGUUUGAAGGGUUCAUGGGGAGGGGGUCUUCUCUCGUGGUCCAAGCAAUAGUGGAGAGAUUGUUCUUUUGGUCAAGUCCACCCCUCAGGCCUUAUUGAGUUUUUGUAUUAUCGUAUAAUUGAAGGUAAAUCUUAUCUUGACUUCUUUUUUGCAAAUGAAAGUAUAUAUAUUUUUUACAUUAUGUUUUGUUUAUUUGUUUUUCUCCAUGAUUUUUUAUGAUAAGCGGUGCUCCGCAACUCAAGUGCAGUUGAAAACCUUUUAAACAGCUUUAACAGUAUUUUCACUCCUGGUGAAAAUGUGCCUUUCUGUCAAGGGGCAGCCUGCUUAACCACAGCAACAACUUUCAGACAACAAGCAAAUGUACGAGUGUUAUUGGUGGUGCUUCUAUUGCAAUACAUUUGAUGUAUGAGUGUAAUAGCUCCAAAUCCAUGUCUACAAAUAAAUAAGUCAGUGUGGA